Molecule: messenger RNA, 3087 nt
Organism: Glarea lozoyensis ATCC 20868
Lineage: Eukaryota; Fungi; Ascomycota; Leotiomycetes; Helotiales; Helotiaceae
Product: P-loop containing nucleoside triphosphate hydrolase
Exons: 3
Coding region: 1-3087 (1028 amino acids)
Biological process (GO): transmembrane transport
Cellular component (GO): membrane
Molecular function (GO): ATP binding; ABC-type transporter activity; ATP hydrolysis activity
Source: RefSeq, a predicted model, not a curated record
AUGGCGGACGAGGAACUCGAGCUACGCCCCCAGCACGCACCGAACGAUACAGUCUCGGGCAUGGGUCCUCUAUUGAACGCUGUUCAUUUCCACUCUCCUUGGAUACUGGCAGUCAUCUUCCUUCUGGUUUUUGUCGCCAACAGUAUUCUCACUGCAGAACCAGCGGCAUCCGCAGCGACGUACCCAACCGUUACUGGACCGGGAGGAAAGCCAUUGCCACGAUCUGCGGUGAAGUACAAGGAAGAAUUGCAAAAAUGGAGGAAGAUGAAAGAGUUCAGUCGCGGCCGAAGGAAUCUUUUUCUGUAUCUGCACGCCGGAUUGCUUGCUACUUUUCUCCUCAGCGGCACCAAUAUUGUCAUUCACGCCCUAGCAGAAAAGGACCAAGGCUGGUGGUGUGGUGAAGCUACAGCCAUAUACGUUGUCGGCUCUGCGUUCUUCUACAGCAUAGUGCAAAUCUCUAUGGUUGACACUAGCCCCGCACCAAGUAUUGUACACCAAGUUACAUGGAUCGUGGCCCUCGCUGUUGAAGUCGUAUUGCUGGGGGGUACAAUUGCCCAUUCUACGGCCCCUAAUCACCGGGAUGUCAAUUCUCUACAUUUCGGAAGCGAUGUGCGAUACCACGAUCUCAAUGAUUGGGAAAUUGUGGAUAUUGUCAUCGACAUUUUACGGGUCUUGUUUCUGCUGUUCCUGGUUGGCUUUUACGUGCUAUUCUCCAUGGAGCGGCUCCACAAAGAAAAGCAGGAAGCUGCUGGACGAUUUUCCGAGACCUCUCCUCUGCUCGUCAACGGUCAUGCCAACGGGAAUGGUCACGCUCAUACAAACGGAUCCAUUUCUAAUGGACAUGCCCAUUUGUCGGGUUCCGAGGACGGCAAUACGAUUAACGGAACUCAGACAUCUACUGCAGUAGGCACGCCCGCCGCUCGUAGAAGUCUCGACGAGAGUCCAGCUUUCUACAAGCCAACUACGGCGCCAAACCGCACGUGGUGGGAGUACAUUCGCAGUUAUUCCUUGUUCUUCCCUUACCUUUGGCCUGCCAAAGCCCGCCAACUUCAGAUUGUUGUCUUGAUCUGCAUAGGUCUGAUGUUGGCACAGCGAGCAGUCAACUUGGCGGUUCCCUUCCAGAUAGGAAUCGUCACAGAUGAGCUUUCCGACAAGAACAAUCAUGGAAUGCCGUGGCUGGGAAUAUCAUUGUUGAUAGGUUUCAAAUUUCUUCAGGGGAGCUCCGGCAUAUUGGGAGCUGUCAGAUCUGUGCUUUGGAUUCCCAUAUCGCAGUACUCUUAUCAAGCUUUGACUACCGCAUCGUUUGAACAUGUGCAUAGCUUGAGUCUGGAUUUCCAUCUUGGCAAGCGAACUGGAGAAGUGUUGUCUGCUCUGAGUAAGGGGAACGCAAUCAACAAUUUUCUUGAACAAGCCACUUUCCAGGUACUACCAAUGGUCGUUGAUCUUCUCGUUGCUGUAAUCUAUUUCGGCAUAUCCUACGACGCGUACUAUUCGCUCACAGUCGCAAUCAUCACCUUCUCAUAUCUGUACCUGACCAUUCGUAUGGCACGUUGGCGAUCCGAGCAGCGUCGUCAGAUGACCAAUCUGAGCAGGGAAGAAGAGGCUGUUAAGAACGACUCUCUUACGUCUUACGAGACUGUCAAGUACUUUAACGCUGAAGACUACGAAUUCAACCGCUAUCGUAAAGCCGUCACCGCUUUUCAAAAGAUGGAAUACAAAGUCACAAUCUCGCUUAAUAUCCUUAACAUUUCUCAAAAUCUGGUUUUCAUGACUGGCCUAUUGGCAACCUCCUUCAUUGCAUCUUAUCAGGUCACUACAGGUCAGCGCAAGGUUGGUGACUUUGUGAAAUUGUUAACCUACAUGGCACAACUCCAGCAGCCGUUGAAUUUCUUCGGCACGUUUUACAGAAGUGUGCAGAGCGCGAUGAUCAGUGGUGAGAGACUUCUCGAGCUGUUCAAAGAGCAACCGACUGUCAUUGACGAACCUUCUGCUUCACCUAUGCCAGCAUGCGAAGGCCAAAUAUCGUUUCAGAAUGUAAAAUUUAGCUACGAUGAGCGCAAGCCUGCUCUGGAGGAUCUCAGCUUUACAUGCCGACCUGGUACAACUACAGCUUUUGUUGGAGAGUCAGGUGGCGGCAAAUCCACCGUUUUCAGACUUCUCUUCCGUUUCUACAAUGCUAAAAACGGUAGUAUCCAGGUUGACAGCAGAGAUAUCAAAGAUAUCACCAUCGAUUCACUUAGGCAACACAUUGGUGUUGUUCCACAAGACACUAUUCUCUUCAAUGAGACACUCAUGUAUAAUCUCAAGUAUGCGAAUCAAGACGCUACUGAUGAAGAGGUAUUUGCGGCAUGCAGAGCUGCAUCUAUUCAUGACAAGAUCAUGACAUUCCCAGAUCGUUACAACACUAAGGUUGGUGAACGUGGUUUGCGUUUGAGUGGAGGAGAAAAACAAAGAGUUGCAAUUGCAAGAACUAUCAUCAAAAAUCCACGUAUAAUUAUGCUAGACGAAGCAACUGCAGCAUUAGAUUCAGACACAGAGCAGAAUAUCCAAGAAGCGUUACGAGCGUUGUCGCGAGGAAGAACAAUGCUCGUUAUCGCUCACCGACUUUCUACCAUCACUUCAGCAGAUCAAAUUCUCGUCUUACACGCUGGAAGAGUUGUUGAGGCUGGCAGUCAUCAGGAGCUGUUGGCGCUGAAUGGCCGCUACCAUAACAUGUGGCGGAAACAGAUUCGUGCUGAGCAGGCUGCUGAACAAGCUUCUCGUGCAGUUGCGAAAGCUAAAGCUCUACAAGAAGCUGCGCUUGCCCGACCCGAAAGCCCGGAAAAUGGAGGAGGAAGUGGAGACAGCAGCGACGGGAGUGAAACAGAUGGUCCCAGUUCAACACGACCUGGUCAGAACACUGUUUCCAGGGCCGUAUCUCGGACUGUAAACACUCGUACUUCUGGUGCCUCUAUUGCCGGAUCGAAUCACGAAACCUUGGUAAAUGAACCGGAGGACGAGAAUGAACAUAGCGGCAAUAUAGGUCAACAUGUCCCAGUUGAAGCUCAGCCGUUUAAUACGCCACACACCCCUAUUGACCGUCGAUAA